This is a messenger RNA of Gastrolobium bilobum, 2393 nucleotides long. RefSeq lists its product as uncharacterized. Gene Ontology annotation, biological process: carbohydrate metabolic process. Gene Ontology annotation, molecular function: hydrolase activity, hydrolyzing O-glycosyl compounds. Lineage: Eukaryota; Viridiplantae; Streptophyta; Magnoliopsida; Fabales; Fabaceae. The transcript has 15 exons. The record is from RefSeq and is a predicted model, not a curated record. Bases 245 to 2167 code for a protein of 640 amino acids.
AAAAAAUAUCCUUAAACUCGAGGGUAUGCCGACUCACCCACUCGCGACUAAUACAAGUUUCCUUUUGCCGUUUUGGUUUGGUCCAUCUUCCAAGAAAAUUCAAAUGAUUGAAGUGCUUCCUUCCGAAUCGGGACUGCGUAAGCGUAAGCAAACAAAAGCAUCUUUAACUAUGUCGCGACCUGAAGAAUUAUGUAGUUAACCUUGUUUAAUUGUUGGUAGAACAGCCGCACCAGCAAAAGCAAUCAUGGAGUGUUUAUCCUCAUUCUUCAUCCCUCUAUGCAUUCUCCUUUGUCUCUGUUUUCAUAGUGUGUCAUCUACAAUUAUAUCUGAGAGUGACCUUCAGCAAGCUAGCAUCCCACCAAGAGGUUGGAAUUCCUAUGAUUCCUUUUGCUGGACAAUUUCUGAAGAAGAAUUCUUACAGAAUGCUGAAAUAGUUUCUCAGCGCCUACAUGAUCAUGGAUAUGAGUAUGUUGUGGUGGAUUACCUCUGGUAUAGGAGGAAAGUCAAGGGUGCUUAUCAUGAUUCACUUGGAUUCGACGUGAUUGAUGAAUGGGGUAGGAUGAUUCCUGACCCAGGAAGGUGGCCUUCGUCCAAAGAUGGGAAAGGGUUCGGUGAAGUGGCUAGUAAAGUACAUAGCAUGGGUUUAAAGUUUGGGAUUCAUGUUAUGAGAGGGAUAAGCACACAAGCUGUCAAUGCAAACACCCCUAUCCUAGAUACAUCGACGGGAGGUGCUUAUCAUGAAUCUGGUCGAGUGUGGCAUGCAAAAGAUAUAGCAAUCCCAGAAAGGGCUUGUGCAUGGAUGCCUCAUGGAUUCAUGAGUGUAAAUACAACGUUGGGAGCUGGGAAAGCUUUCUUGAGGUCCCUUUAUGAGCAGUAUGCUGGAUGGAGUGUUGAUUUUGUGAAACAUGAUUGCGUAUUUGGCGAUGACUUGGAUUUAAAUGAAAUAACCUAUGUAUCAGAGGUUCUCAGGGAGCUUGAUCGCCCCAUUGUAUAUUCUUUGUCUCCUGGUACCAGUGUGACACCGGCCAUGGCCAAGGAUGUCAUUGGACUAGUCAACUUGUAUCGUAUAACAGGAGAUGACUGGGAUACAUGGGGAGAUGUCAAAGCUCAUUUUGAUGUAACAAGGGAUUUUUCAGCUGCUAAUAUGAUAGGAGCAAAGGGUUUAAUGGGGAACUCCUGGCCUGAUUUGGACAUGCUACCAUUUGGGUGGCUAACUGAUCCUGGCUCAAAUGAAGGUCCACACAGGUAUAGUAACCUCAAUCUAGAAGAGAAGAAAACACAGAUGACUCUGUGGUCUAUGGCGAAGUCUCCCCUUAUGUAUGGAGGGGAUGUACGGAAGAUUGAUCCUAAUACAUAUGAUCUUAUCACAAAUCCUACCCUUUUGGAAAUUAAUUCUUUUAGCUCGAAUAACAUGGAGUUUCCUUAUAUCACAAGCCUGAGGAGUGAAGAUCAGGAUCUUGGAGGGCAAAUGAGAAGAAGCAACAAAAAAAUGAAAACAUCAUAUACACAUUCAUUAGGCCUCACUAGCUGCAGUGAGUCAAAGGCAAGUGGUUGGACUAAUGAAAGUCUUGACCAAUAUCUUGAAAGAAUCUGUUGGAAAAGGAGUUCAGGAAACAAGCAUCUGGCCCCCUUUUGUGUGCACAAGAGAGAACUUCGCUUCACAUUAUAUGAAGACAGUAUGUACCAAGAGGAUCAUCGAGGGAAACAUCAUUUAGUUGCAACCAACAGAAUAAAAUUUUGCUUAGAUGCUUCACCAAAACGAAAGCUUACUUCUAAAGAGUUCAAGAGAGGUACAUUUUCUCCCUGCAGAUGGGAUUCAAAUCAGAUGUGGGAGUUGAACUCUAAUGGGACCUUGGUAAAUAGUUAUUCUGGCUUAUGUGCAACAGUGGAGUCUGUCAAAGAUACUAUAAAUUCUGGUGGUUUUCGCUCAUGGAUUGCAACGGGAAGAAAUGGAGAAAUCUAUGUUGCUUUCUUCAAUCUAAGUGAGAAUAAGACGGUGAUAUCUGCACAAACAGCAGACCUGGCUAAGGUUCUUCCUGGCAGAGACUUCAGUUCUUGUAAGAGCACUGAAGUGUGGAGUGGAAAGGACUUAGUAAUAACGCAGGGGACAUUAUCCAUUGAAGUGGAAAUUCAUGGAAGUGCACUAUUUGUUCUAAAUUGCAACUAGUCCAGGGGUGUAAAAGAAAAAUAGCAUGUCAUUGCUGAGCCUUAUUUAUUCUAUUCUAUCCCCUCUUGCCAUGUUUAAGAUAGGUAAAAUUUGAGUGCAUCUUGUAAGACAAAUGAUAGUUAAGCUAGUCAGCCUCUUUGUUUUUGAUUGAGAACAAUAGUCAAUAGGGCUAAUGGCUGCUAUAAAAAAACGCAUUCUAUUUUUAGAUAUAUCCAUCGUGGUUGAU